Messenger RNA from Cynoglossus semilaevis (tongue sole), 1181 nucleotides. Its product is annotated as dnaJ homolog subfamily C member 30-like. Lineage: Eukaryota; Metazoa; Chordata; Actinopteri; Pleuronectiformes; Cynoglossidae. The transcript has a single exon. Bases 5 to 934 code for a protein of 309 amino acids. The record is from RefSeq and is a predicted model, not a curated record.
UGGGAUGUACCUGAUCUGCAAUGACGUCUCUCUCGCUUCCGUUGUCCCUGAAAACAUGGCGAGGGUCAGCCGAUGUUCCCGUAAGGGAGCUCUCGACUUUGCACAGAAAAUAUACAACCAAUACCAGCUACAAUAUCUGGAUCAAGGAUUCAAAAGUGCAUUGCAGACCGGGUAUGUUGGUUUUGAUGAGAAUUUGAGGAAGAGUGGAAAGACUGUAAAUAAAUAUGAUCGUAAACCUCGAAUGUAUUCACUCUUCAACAAAAGUCAGCGUUUGAGAAACGCAACGUUUGGAGGACGUUCAAUAUCCUCCAUCUACGGCCGACACAUCUGGGCUCAGGGGCUGUUCGUGUUUGUCCGAGAAUACGGGGAAAACGGACAGAGAGCUGAGACUUUGUACAAAACUAAAACCGGCUACUAUGACGUUCUGGGUGUCUCGUCGAGUGCCACUCAAGCCCAGAUCAAAACAGCCUACUACAAGCAGUCCUUCAUCUACCACCCAGACAGGAAUUCUGGGAGUGAAGAAGCCACAAUCCGUUUCUCUGACAUUAACGAAGCCUACACGGUACUGGGGAACAAGGUUCUGAGGAGGAAGUAUGACCGGGGGCUACUCGGCCUGCACGACCUGACCGCCGGACAGACAGAAAAACCUCCCUCCAGAGAGGAAACUGUCCGGGCUUCCACGAUUAUUCAGCCCAGGAAAAAUCGCACUGCUAUAGAUAAAAUCUUGUCGCCGGAUAUCUAUGACUUAGACCAGUUCAUGAAGUCCCACUACAGUGAUCAGCUGCGGAAAGAAAAGGACACCAGAGCCCGCAGACAGGAGGAGCUCAAGGAGAAAGAACAGAACAAGAAGGGCGGGAAGUUGGGGAAUGGGUCAGAAAUUUAUUUUGGCGUGAUUUUUCUGGCCUGGGUAAUACUAAUUAGUUGCAAAGAAUGAUUUCAUGAAAAAAAUAGCUAAUAAUUAUAUUAACAGUUUGACAAUGUGGUGGCUAAGUUAACACCUGCAACAUGGUCUAGACUAGAGGAGUACCGUGUUGAUUUGCUGCUGGGUCCCCACCUGUUGUCUUAUAAAAUCCAUGCAUUGAUCUCAGAGGAACUGAAGCAUCUUCUCAUUCUUACAGUUUUAUUAUUGUAAAACUGUCACCCAGUCGUGAUGUAUUAAAGGCCUACGGCUCUCAUCAGUC